Rasamsonia emersonii CBS 393.64 is the source of this 2874-nucleotide messenger RNA. Its product is annotated as Serine/threonine protein kinase. Gene Ontology annotation, biological process: calcium ion transmembrane transport; intracellular calcium ion homeostasis. Gene Ontology annotation, cellular component: membrane. The transcript is spliced from 2 exons. Lineage: Eukaryota; Fungi; Ascomycota; Eurotiomycetes; Eurotiales; Trichocomaceae. Gene Ontology annotation, molecular function: calcium channel activity; calcium ion binding. Bases 1 to 2874 code for a protein of 957 amino acids. The record is from RefSeq and is a predicted model, not a curated record.
AUGUCUGGCCGGCCUGGCAUCGGCCAGAAGCGCUUCUCGCAGAACAAAUUCCAUCUGCUCCCCGAUGACAUGACCCAGGACAACAUGGCCAACCCCAACGACGCCACCAUCGAUAUCCCUCUGUCCACCGUCCCCAGUCGCUCCCAGACCGGCGCUCGCCGGUUCAACAGCAACACCUAUCAGCCUCCCACCGACAAUGACAAUGCCGACGAGAAGGCCGGCCUGUUCGGUCGUCGUCCCGGUCCCGGUCGUCGUCGCAAGACCGACACGGGCAAUUCCCUCCAGGAGGAGGAAGAGGACACCCUCAACCGCAUGGGUCGCAUUUACGAGGCCAUUCUGAACUUCUCCGUCGUGACCCGCUACUUGAUCUACGUCUCUCCGCUGGCCCUGGUGAUCGCCGUCCCCAUCAUCGUCGGCGCCACCGUCGCACAGGAUGCGAAGAUUGGCGGCGUCAAGAUCGUCUGGUUUUUCACCUGGAUCGAGGUCGUCUGGCUGAGCCUGUGGGUGUCCAAGAUCGCCGCCCAUUUCCUGCCCUUCGUGUUCCAGUUCCUCGUCGGCAUCGUCAGCUCAGGAACGCGCAAAUACGCUCUCAUCCUGCGUUCGCUCGAAAUCCCGCUGUCUCUCGCGGGCUGGUCGCUGGUGUCCCUCGCGACGUUUAUCCCCAUCAUGACCCAGAACCCGGAUCAGCUCCGGGCCCAUGACAUCAGCAUCAAGCCGUGGGAGUCGACCGUCAAGCAGAUCUUGUUUGCUCUGUUCAUCUGCAGUCUGAUCCUGCUGGCCGAGAAGACCCUGGUGCAGCUGAUCUCGGUGAGCUACCAUCGGAAACAGUACGAGACCAGGAUCAAGGAGUCCAAGCACAACAUCUACUUGCUCGGCCAGCUCUACGAGGCCUCGCGCUCCUUGUUCCCCGAGUACUGCAAGGAGUUCCGCGAAGAGGAUACCAUCAUCUCGGACUCCAUCCUGGGAGUUGCGGCCAAGAAGGCCAAACACAGUCGACGCGGGUCCGCCGCGCCGCUCCGGCUUAUCCAGAACGUCGGCCAGAACGCCGUGCGUUUCGGUGACAAGAUCACUGCCGCGUUUGGCAAUGUCGCCCAGGAGAUCACCGGCAAGGAGGUCUUCAACCCCACGUCGGCUCACUCGGUCGUCAUCCACGCGCUCGAGAAGAAACGAUCUUCCGAAGCUCUGGCCCGACGCAUCUGGAUGUCCUUCGUCGUAGAAGGCAAAGAUGCGCUCUACGAGGACGACAUCAAGGAGGUGCUCGGCGCCGGUCGAGAGGCCGAGGCCGAGGAGUGUUUCCACAUCCUGGACCGCGACGGCAACGGCGAUAUCAGCAUGGAGGAGAUGAUUCUGACGGUGGCGGAAUUUGGGCGCGUGCGCAAGUCGAUCUCCCGGAGCAUGCACGAUGUCGACCAUGCCAUCCAUGUUUUGGAUAGUCUGUUGUUGACCGUCGCCUCUAUCAUUAUGGUCCUCAUUUUCGUGUCUUUUCUGACGACGGGCGCUGCGACGGUCAUCGCUGCCGGAGCCACCUCUCUUCUCUCGUUGUCGUUCGUCUUCGGCACGACGGCACAGGAGGUGCUCGGUUCCUGUGUGUUCCUCUUCGUGAAACACCCCUUUGAUGUGGGCGACCGGGUGGAGAUCAACGACAAGGAGCUUUUCGUCGAAGAGAUCUCUCUUCUCUACACGGUCUUCCGCACCGUGGCCGACCAGCGCAUCACGCAGGUCCCCAACGUCGUCCUCAACACCAACUGGAUCGACAAUGUGACCCGGUCCAAGGCCAUGCGGGAGCGCGUCACCCUGACGGUGGAUUUCGGAACGUCCUUCGCCGACAUCCAGCUCCUCAAAGCGGAGAUGGAGAAGUUCGUGCGCGACAAGGAGAACUACCGCGACUUCCAGCCGGACGUCGACAUCGAGGUCAUCGGCAUGGGCAACAUGGACAAGCUGGAGCUGCGGAUCGAGAUCCGCCACAAGUCCAACUGGUCCAACGAGUCAGUCCGCGCGACGCGUCGGUCCAAGUUCAUGUGUGCCCUGGUGCUGGCGGUGCGCAAGAUCCCGAUCUACGGGCCUGGUGGCGGCAAGCCUAGCUUGGGCGAGCCGUCCAACCCGUCGUACUCGGUCACCAUCACGGAUGAGCUGGCGCAGGAGUAUCGCAAGAAGGCCGCGGAGGAGACGGAGGCCAAGCGCCUUGUGCCGACGAGCGAGCUGCAGGAGGUGACGUCCACCAUGCAACCGCUCACCAUGGAGGGUCAGUCUUCCAGCGUCGAUGCUGGAGCCACGUCGUCGUCGUCGGCAGCGGUCCAGCGCCGCGAAAACUCGACGAAGAGGAUGACCGAGACAGGAUUCAUCGAGGCCUUGCACACUCGGCCCGCGGGAUUUGACACUACGCGCGCCGAGGAGUCGGAGCAGCUGUACCGCGCACCCAGUGCGGCAUCCGCUUCAGGGAACGGGAAUGUCCUGGGAGUGCCUCGCCAGAGCAGCGACAACGACCGAACGUCUCUUCUCCGGGGGCCAUCAACGGGGCGACGCAAGGAAGGCCGAGCAGUCGCUCCGCCGUCUCCGAGCUUGGUAGAACGGUCGUCUUCUCUGCGACAGUCUUUUGAACGCUACGAGAUUCCUAGUUACUACUCUCCUGGGGGAGAAACUGCCGCUGCUGCUGGCAGUCAGUACGAGAUGGGUAACCCCUAUGCGCGGCCGAGUACGGCGACAUCUACGCAACAAGCUGCUGGUUCGGGAUCGUAUCAGCCAGCGAAUUAUCAGCAGCAGCAGCAGCAGCAGCAGCAGCAACAGCAGCAGCAACAACCUCCGACUCGACGACCUGUUCCAGCAGGGAAUCAGCAGGAGCAACAACAGCAGCAGCAGCAGCCAUCAACCCAUUAG